This is a messenger RNA of Racocetra fulgida, 522 nucleotides long. The record is from the annotation of a GenBank genome assembly. Lineage: Eukaryota; Fungi; Glomeromycota; Glomeromycetes; Diversisporales; Gigasporaceae.
AUGCGAGAUUAUGGGGGCAUUUAUUUAGAUCUUGAUGUGAUAGUUUUUAAGCCAUUUGAUGAUCUUCUUUAUAAUGACUUUACUAUGGGGAUCCAAAAGGAUGUCGGUCUUUGUAAUGCAGUAAUUAUCAGCAGACCAUUCGCUCCUUUUGUAACCAGAUGGAUACAACAGUAUAAAAACUUUAAUGACAGUGACUGGGAUUAUCAUUCAGUUAAGCUGCCUUGGUUUAUGGCUAAAGAAUAUCCAGAUUAUAUCAAUAUUUUGGAUGAGAAAGCAUUUUUUUGGCCAACUUGGUCUGUAGAGGAUCUGGAAUUGAUGUAUAAAUCAAAUAAUUAUACCUUCACCAACCACCAGUACACUUAUCAUAUGUGGGCAGCAGCGUUGGGUCGUAAAAAUACAUCAGAUUUAUUCCCAACAUCGAUUAAAAAUGUGGAAAAUAUGGAAACAAGUUUUAAUAGAGCGGUUCGAAAGUUUUUAAAAUAUUUACCUGACGACUUUAAUGAAACGAACUUUAAUGAAUGA